Messenger RNA from Mycena indigotica, 933 nucleotides. Its product is annotated as Lipase-3 domain-containing protein. NCBI's taxonomy places the organism in Eukaryota, Fungi, Basidiomycota, Agaricomycetes, Agaricales, Mycenaceae. Gene Ontology annotation, biological process: lipid metabolic process. Bases 1 to 933 code for a protein of 310 amino acids. The transcript has 8 exons. The record is from RefSeq and is a predicted model, not a curated record.
AUGUUUCCUUUACCCUUUCUCCUCACGCUCCUUCCUUCUGCCCUCGCCGCCCCCAUAUCUAUCUUCGGCUUCCAAAUUGGAGCCGGCAAGCAAGGCACGGCCGCUCCCGCGCCAAUAUCGCUGGCCACGGUAAACGCUACACUCCUCCGACCGGCCCAGUUUGCACGCGCAGCAUACUGUCCAAGCGCUUCAAUCACGUCGUGGACUUGUGGAUUACCUUGUCAGCAACUGAAAGGCGUCAAAUUUUUGCAGUCCGGGGGCGACCAAGGCGCUGUACCGUUUUAUUUUAUCGCACACGACACCGUGGAGAACACGCUCGUCGUUGCUCACGAAGGCACGGACCCAUCCAAAUUUCUUUCUCUUCUGAAUGACGCCGAGUUUGCACUCACGGCUAUCGACACGAAGCGCAUACCAAAUGCGGCAGGCAAGGGUAUCAAGGUCCACGAUGGCUUCCAAAACACCUUCCAGCGGACGGCAGACGGGCUGUUGGCGGGCGUCCAGAAGAACUUGGCGAGUACCGGGGUCCAAAAGGUGGUCGUAACCGGGCACAGUCUGGGCGCCGCAAUUGCGACGAUGACUGCAGCGAUGCUCCGUGCCCAGCUCCCUUCCAAUAUUCAAGUUGCGACGACGACAUUCGGGAUGCCACGCGGCGGGAACCAGGCGUGGGCCGACUACUUGGACUCAACUCUGGGAGUAACCUUCGUCACGAACCAGCACGACCCCGUCCCCAUCGUCCCGCCCCUGUUGUUCGGCUUCAAGCACCCGAGUGGAGAGGUCCACAUCGUAGACAGCACACAGCAGAACAUCGUGUCAUGUCCGGGCCAGGACAACAAGCAGUGCAUCUCCGCAAAUUCGCUGUUGAAGCCAUCAAUUUCGAAUCAUCUUGGUCCAUAUUUCAACAACCUCUCGUUUGGUGGCGCCCAGUGUUCAUGA